Messenger RNA from Penicillium oxalicum, 2910 nucleotides. RefSeq lists its product as uncharacterized. The transcript has a single exon. The coding region runs from base 1 to 2910 and encodes 969 amino acids. NCBI's taxonomy places the organism in Eukaryota, Fungi, Ascomycota, Eurotiomycetes, Eurotiales, Aspergillaceae. The record is from RefSeq and is a predicted model, not a curated record.
AUGUCGAACUUUCAAGUGCAGCAGGCCCAGCCCCGCCACCGACGCAGACCAUCCAUCUCAGAGCGCAUCCAACGGGUCUUGCACGGAGAUCGCGCAGAAAAGGUACGAGAGCACAAAUUUCAAUAUGAUAGAGCACCCUCACAAGCUCACCGUCUACAACAGAAGCGGCAGAGCUAUUCUCCUGGAGAUGAUGCUCGGGGAGGACUACAGGCCGACCAGUCGGCCCAACCGGCGACAACGGCGCUGGGGGAGACACAGACUCAAUCAGAAAAAAGUCCGCCACGGAAUCAAAUAGAGACCGUGCCCAGUGCACACACUCGGACAACUGGUUCGCUACAUGAGAAUUCAUACCCCAGCACACAGACGUUCUCGUCACAAACGUCGCAUCUGCCAGCAACCAGCACACCCGGAUCAAGUCCCUCGGUCAGAGCAGCUUCGGUACAUCCUCGAGAUGGGCAGUCAUCGACUCCGCGGCAUGUAUCCAUAUCUGAAGAUCACCUGCAAAAGGAGAAAGAAGAGAUUUGCUCAUCGCCCACCUGGAAACACACUUCACGCAAAGAAAGACGCGCGACGAAGCGACUGGAAGCCGAGCGUAAGGAAUUAGAAAAGCGUCUCCGGAAGCUCGAAGAGUCGCAGGCGAAGCUUGACAGCGGCGUCUCAGACCGACAGUCGCGCCGGUUGACCAAGAAGCAGCCCCUCACCAGUGGGAAGCGGUCGGCAAGUGCCGAGUCCGACAGACCUCGUUCGUCGAGAUCGCUCUCGUCGUUCUUUUCUUCAUCCCGUCGGUCCUCCCGCUCACGAGCAAGUUCGGCGGAUGGACGUCAAUCGACAGAUGACGAGGGCGCCAGCUCCAAGGGACCCCCAACCCUUCCACUUGCACUGCCGGAAAAGUUCGGAACGGCCGUUUCGCGAGAGCUAGCGUCGAGACAUGGAACAUCCCUGCUGAGCAGCCAUCAAGUGUCACGGUCGUCGCAUCUCCUCCAUCAUGCGGCUGCCAAAUCGGAUGACCUGCGCGAAAACUGGAAGAUGGCCGAAGCAUGGCAGCGGCAGGACCAUGAGGCGGGAAGGGAUGCCCUGGCGAGCUCGAGUCGGUUUGCUGGGCCCAGUUCACAGUCCUUGGGGACUCGCCCUGCCCCGAGUUCAAAGAGUCAGUCGGGCACCACUCAUUCCCCGACCACAAAUAUCUGGGCUGAACUGGAUCGGGAACGAUUCACCGCAACUCUGAGGCAAGAGUUCAAGCCAGGGGAGAGUCAAAAACGCGAGAUUCCACCUUCUCUUCGACCGGCCAGCCAGCAGGGCUCGAACGCUUCUUUGCCGGCAGCGGCUCGGAGUGCUCACAACCUUCCAGGACGUGGGCCCCAGAAUGCCGGCCAUGGAAAGGACAAACGUCCCUCGCAAGCCAAGGUGUACUCGUACAUUCCUCUUGGGAGGGAUGGAAAGCCAGUCACACCCAUAAUACGCAAGGAAGCAUCGGAGAGUAGCUUGAAGCCUCAGUCGCUGCCAUCAUCCCCACCGCAGCAGAAGGGAUACAAAUCCUCUCCUCUGGCGAUGAACCCAGUCACAAGUAAUGACAUGUAUCAAGGCGAGGAUGUUCGUCACCCAUUGAAGACUCCUCUUAGACAAAAGUCCUCACGCGAGCUUGUUCCUCGGCCGCUUCGUAUCAGUUCGGAAGCCUCUCGUGGACAUGGUCGGCCUGGGUCCAAUCCAACGUCCUCGAAUAUGCAUGGAGAUCGAUCCCCACCGUUCUCGGGCUCGGACCGUCGAGCGACACUGCAGGGUCCAGCACCAUCUCCGGGCUCGGGAGAGCCAUCUCAAGCCCAUUCAAACGAUCACAGGCAGCGCCAGAGCUCUCGUCUUGAUGCGGUGGGCACGGGACGCCCAGCCAUGUCUCAAUCUACACCCACCUCGCCCAUUCAGGUCCCUCUCAAACAUCCCGGGCGAAAAUAUGCUCUUUCAGAAAACUCCCCCUACGGUCGACUCAGUCUCGAUAGCAAGAGAAGCGCGGUGGCUUUCCCAGAGAACGAGCGGGAGACUUGCUCGGACGACCAAAUGCCUCAUAUGCGUCAUUCGCUCGCCGAAAUGCCCGCGAGUCAAUCCACACCUAAUGUGGCCAGCCAUCGCCGAUUCAGCCGGUCAUCCUCGGAUGGCUCCAGCUACGACACGGCGGAUGAAGAAGUGCUCGGCCCAGCAGAGACAGAACAGCAGUCCGAAAGCAACGACAAUCUCUAUCGAGAAGCUGACACGGACGCCAACAUCAAAAUCCAUCCAUCUGCAUCUGCAUCCACAUCCCCCAUCAUCGCGAGCAAGAACCCUACGCUGGAUACACCCGAUCCCAACCCAACCUCAUCAGUGCCCCCUCUCUCCCGCAACGGAAUCAUCACCAAACUGCGCCGUACCUCGUUCACCCAACCCCCCACCAAGCCCACCCCGCUCCACAAAGAUCAACUCAUCGCCAAAAUCUUCGUCAUCUGCUGUGGUUGCCAUCACUGGCACGAUCUCCCUGCCGAACUCUACGCCCAAUUCGCCUGUCCGGAACGCUUCCGCCUCCUCACCUCCCCACCUCCCGACUCUCAAUCCCGACUGUUGCAGCGUCGAAUCUCUCAGCGCGACUCACCGCGUCGUCGGACCUCAGGCAAGAGGAACAGUGUCUGGAAAUCGUUGACUUUGAAUGAUGGAGCGGCGGCCAAGGGACGAACUGAAAAGCGGGAUGAAAGGAAGGGAUUUGUCCUGGACAAGCCAAAGCAAGAUGUCGGUGCGAAUGCGAGCGUGGAGGCAAAGCCCGAGUCUGGAUCGGAGUCAACGACUACAGAUCCCGAUACAUUCCCGUGUUGUUGGUGUGGACAUGAUUUGAAAAAGACGUGUUGUCAAGGAUGGACGACGGUGGUGCAGAUGCAGCAGAGACAUCAUUAA